Molecule: messenger RNA, 1412 nt
Organism: Selaginella moellendorffii
Lineage: Eukaryota; Viridiplantae; Streptophyta; Lycopodiopsida; Selaginellales; Selaginellaceae
Product: SUN domain-containing protein 1
Exons: 2
Coding region: 47-1393 (448 amino acids)
Biological process (GO): nuclear envelope organization
Cellular component (GO): nuclear envelope
Molecular function (GO): protein-membrane adaptor activity
Source: RefSeq, a predicted model, not a curated record
CGGUGAGUGCGUUUCUCGAUCGGUUCUGGCCUGGAAAGGAGUGAUUAUGGCUGGCGCUGGCGUCGCGAGGCAGAGCAGGCGGCGGACCAAGCCAGCUGCCGCGGCUGACACGGAGGCGGCGGCGGCGAUCGAGGCCCAGCGUGCUGCUGUUGCUGCAGCUACCAAUCUUCCUCUUCCUUCAUUCAAUUUUGCUACCAAGGAGGCGCUCCCGACCAGGACUGUGGCCGCGUCCAGGGCGAAGGCGCUCAAGGAGAAGAAUGCCGCUGCCGACGCAGCGGCUCCUGCCGCUAAGAAGAACCUUCAGGGGGAGUUCCAGGAUUCUUGCCAGGAGAUCCGCAAGAGCUGGGAGUUUUUCUCCGCCGCCAAGGUGUUUCUCCUCCUCUUCGCGGCUGCGGGGAUAAGCACCACGCUGUUGAGCCUCCGCGAGAGCGAUCAAGGGCAGCUUCUCCCUGAGACGCCCACGGCAGCGAAGGUCUCGGAGGUGGAGGAUUUCAUGAGGAAGACGAGCAAGUGGUUGCAAGUGCAGCUGGAUGUGGUGGACGACAAGAUCGGCAAGGAAGUGUCGGGCGUUCGAUCGGAGCUGGAGGAGAAGCUGUCGGAGAGGACCCGGGGCUUCGAGAAGGACAUUGGAAGCAUCAAGGCUCAGGUCCAAAAGGUGGACAACUCGCUCAAGAUGCUCUACAGCCAGGAGCUCUUGUCCAGGGAGGAGACUUUGGAGCUCGUCAAGUCGGCCAUGGACCAGCGCGCUCGAGAAGGGAGUGACAAGGCCAUUAGCCUGGACGACGUGCGCGCAGCCGCGAGAAAGGUGGUGCAGAGUGAACUGGAGACGCAUGCCGCGGAUGGGAUCGGGAGAGUGGAUUUUGCUCUGGAAAGUGGUGGAGGAAAGGUGGUUCAUCACUCGGACGGCUACUUCCAGGGGCUGCACUGGACCAGGCUGGGGAUUCAUGUCCUCCCGGGUGUUUUUCGGAGGCACCCGAUGGCUGAUAGGCUUCUCCGGCCCAGCUUUGGAGAGCCCGGGCAGUGUCUGCCUCUCAAAGGCAGCAAUGUGACAGUGGACAUCAGGCUGCGGGCUCACAUUUUUCCAGAAGCGGUGACAUUGGAGCACUUGUCUAAGAAAGUAGCCUAUGACCCAAGAAGUGCACCCAGAGAUUUCGAGAUCUGUGCUUGGCGUACUGUGAAAGACGACGUUCUCGAUGCCAGGAACGUUACUUCUCUUGGGAGGUUCACGUAUGAUCUCGAAAAAGGAAGCAUCCAGACAUUCGAUCUUUCCGACAAGCCGACAUCUUCAGUCAACAUGAUCCGGUUGCACGUUCUCUCAAACUACGGCAGUCCGACGCACACUUGCUUGUAUCGGUUGCGAGUACAUGGCACUGAGGACGGAGUUAUGGCUUGAGGAAACAGAUGGGAGGCGC